This is a messenger RNA of Darwinula stevensoni, 921 nucleotides long. The record is from the annotation of a GenBank genome assembly. Lineage: Eukaryota; Metazoa; Arthropoda; Ostracoda; Podocopida; Darwinulidae.
AUGGCAGCUCAUGUGAUCAAACUUGAUGAUGCUCAAUGUCAUGGUUUCACUAGCACUUUUUGUGUGAUAUGGAAGAAGUCCAUUUCUCCAAGGCUGGGAAUUCUCAGGUAUGUUGCUUCUUUGAAGCCAAGAAAUCUACCUAACAGCAUGUGCUCUUAUGACUGUGAAAGUGAUAGUGAACUCAACACCUCUGAUGAGAGAUCGCUGCUUCGCUUUCAUCCCCAUCAUGGACGGAAUCUCAUCCUUUGUGACAAAAGGACCAUGGCAUACAGAAAGACCAGUUUUGCGGAGGCAGUUACCUUCUCCCAUCGUGCUCUUUAUCCGGGAGAAAUCUUUUUGGUUGAGAUUGAGGGCACAGAGAGAGGAUGGAGUGGACAUCUGCGGCUUGGUCUCACCCAGUUGGACCCCAGCACAGGAUUUGCCCUCCCACAGGAUUCUCUCUCAGAACUUGGUCUCAUGGGUCACUCCUGGAUAGUGGCAGUGUCCAAUUCCCAUAUUGGGAACUUGGAUAUUCGUCCAUAUCACCAUCCAGGGUCACCAAAAGACUUCUUGCCAUUAAAAAGCUUUCCAAGGCAUCUUCUAGUCCCAACUGUAUCACAGAGUGUGUUGCCCACAGAUGUGGGUAGUCGAAUUGGUGUUUUUUACAUCCCUUCCAGUGAAGAAUUUGCAGAAAUGCAUAUUGUUGUGAAUGGUGCUGAUCAAGGAGUCCUUGAAGAUGGCAUUCCUUACAGAGAUGCCCCUCUUUUUGGUGUAGUUGAUGUGUAUGGAACAACCAAACAAGUUCGGGUUUUGCACAUCCAUUCUGUUCCUUCACUUCAGAAUGCUUGCAGAGAUGUGAUUCUUCAACGAGUGAAGUAUGCAGCAGUCUACAAGCUCCCUCUUCCAGAGAAGCUCAAAGAGUAUUUGUUGUGCCCUGUAUGA